Apis laboriosa (Himalayan honeybee) is the source of this 793-nucleotide messenger RNA. RefSeq lists its product as uncharacterized. The coding region runs from base 83 to 793 and encodes 236 amino acids. The transcript is spliced from 4 exons. NCBI's taxonomy places the organism in Eukaryota, Metazoa, Arthropoda, Insecta, Hymenoptera, Apidae. The record is from RefSeq and is a predicted model, not a curated record.
GAUUCCUUCGUUUCCUCGAAAGGGGAAAUAAUCGUUUAAUAAUAAACGAGUAUCGCGUCGAUGACGACAUUUCCCUCGAGGGAUGUAUCGUCGAACCUUCCUCUCCCUCUGCGCCAUUUUUCUCUCGUUCGUUCCCGUCUCGAUCGCGCAGAACGGCCAAGAUCACCGAGCCGACGUUGCCGUUGUCGCUGUUUCUGCUUCCCCAGAGGACAGACCGUAUCGGUUCGCCAUCAACAUCGUCGAUUUCCAGCACAAACACGAGAACAAAGAUGCCGAUGGGAUUAUCACGAGGGAGUAUGGAUUCGUAACCGUGGACGGGAUGUAUCACGAAGUUCCUUCCCUCAAAAGGGACAAAAACGAUAAUUUCGUUGUGACAAGGCGUUAUAAAAGAAUCAAAAUUCUGAAAGAUACGCAAGGGAUAUUGAAAAAUGGGGCGAAAGGUGGGAGGAAGCUGAAGGAGGCAAUAACGAGGGCGUGUCGCAGAAUCGCAGGAAAGGACAAGGCUGGAGAUGUUGCCGGCACGCGGAAUACGAUUGCGAAACCGUCGACUUCCGAUCCUUUGUUGGGAAGGAUGAGGGGCGCGUUAAUGGAAAAGGAGAGAGAUGACGGCUCGUCCCGAGAAUGGAACAAGAGUUUUUUAAAGAUACGAGAGGGAAGGCUGAUGAGAAACGUGAUCGAUCCCGCGACGAGGAAUUCGACGAAGAAGAGGGAGAAGAAAUUUAUUUCUCGCGAGAGGAAUUCAUCCGAGAGCGUGGCUGGGGACCACGUAAAUGAUCGAAGGAAUAGCGAAUGA